This is a messenger RNA of Symbiodinium necroappetens, 435 nucleotides long. Lineage: Eukaryota; Dinophyceae; Suessiales; Symbiodiniaceae. The record is from the annotation of a GenBank genome assembly.
AUGGCGCCCGCCCUGGAGAAUGCGGCGGAUGGGGGCAGCAUUCAGAUUGAAGAUGAGACGGGGGGGUUCUUGGACAACAUCGAGUACCGAGGAGGUGGCUACGCCAUCCUGAGGGCUUUGUGGGACGCUCAUGAGAAGGGUCUCGCACUACUGUCAGCGAACGAGAUUUGUGCGAGGGCAAAGCAGUGGUGCUCCCAUCACAUGGCAAGUGGUCUCUUCGCGGGUUGUCAUCGCGGCCUUGGCUGGGAUGCCCAUGGGUCGUUGUUGAAGCACGGGAUUCUGAAGAAGCAGAAGCUAAAGGCGCGAAAGCAACGAGAUCGUAUUGAUGUCUUCUGCCUGACCUCAGAGGGCAGUGAGUUGGUCGUGAAGCUGAUAGAGAUGUCUGCGGAUGAGGAGGGACCGGCGACUCAGACGCCCAGAAGGACGAAGAGCCUG